Messenger RNA from Anopheles coluzzii, 2150 nucleotides. Its product is annotated as acyl-CoA Delta-9 desaturase. The transcript has 5 exons. Gene Ontology annotation, cellular component: endoplasmic reticulum membrane. The record is from RefSeq and is a predicted model, not a curated record. Gene Ontology annotation, biological process: unsaturated fatty acid biosynthetic process. NCBI's taxonomy places the organism in Eukaryota, Metazoa, Arthropoda, Insecta, Diptera, Culicidae. The coding region runs from base 169 to 1398 and encodes 409 amino acids. Gene Ontology annotation, molecular function: stearoyl-CoA 9-desaturase activity; iron ion binding.
ACCGUCGCGGCCACCGUGCGUCGUUUACUGCGCUGACUGAACGCAGACCGAGCGGUUCGUAGCGCACCGGAAACAGCAUUUCGAGCAUUUUUCGACACCCAGCAGCAGCAGCAGCAGCAGCAGCGCUAAGCAGGCGCCUGACUUUUGACAACAGCAGGAGCAGCAGCAAUGGCACCGAACGUGCUCGGCAACACGAUACUGCUGGCGGAGGCCUGCAUUGAGCAGGAGGACAACAACAACAACGCAUCGAUUGGCACGCAACAGUACAAGAGCAAAUCCUUCCUGAACGUAGCGCCGAAACCGGCGCCAAUGACAGAGGAGCUUAAGCCAAAAGAUGCCACGAAAGCUGCGAUAGCGAGUAGAGAGCGCCGGUAUCACCACGUGUACGUGUGGCGUAACAUCAUUGCGUUCAUCUAUCUGCAUCUGGGCUUUCUGUACGGCAGCUACCUGCUGGUCACGUCGGCGAAAUGGAGCACAUUUUUCUUUGCACUCGCGCUGGGCUCGUGCGGUGCGCUCGGCAUCACGGCCGGCGCCCACCGGCUCUGGUCGCACCGGGCGUACAAGGCGAAAUGGCCGCUCCGCCUGUUCCUGAUGCUAGCGCAGACGCUAGCGUUCCAGAACAGCGUGUACGAGUGGGUGCGGGACCAUCGCGUCCACCACAAGUUCACCGAUACCGAUGCGGACCCGCACAAUGCGACCCGCGGCUUCUUCUUCUCGCACAUCGGCUGGCUGAUGGUGAAGAAGCAUCCGGACGUGAAGGCGCGCGGCCGGGCCGUCGACAUGAGCGACCUCGAGCAGGACGGGAUCGUGAUGUUCCAGAAGCGCUACUACGCCCUGCUGAUGCCGCUGUUCUGCUUCAUCCUGCCGACCUUCCUUGCCUACUACUAUCUGGACGAGACGUUCUCGAACGCCUGGUACGUGGUGGCCAUCUUCCGGUACGUCCUGUCGCUGAACGCAACCUGGCUGGUGAACAGUGCGGCCCACAUCUGGGGCACGAAGCCGUACGAUCGCAACAUUUCGCCGACCAACAACACGUUCGUGGCGAUCGCGGCGUACGGCGAGGGCUGGCACAACUAUCACCACGUGUUCCCGUGGGACUACAAAACGUCCGAGCUGGGCACGUACAGCACGAACUUUACGACGGCGGCGAUCGACUUUUUCGCCCGCAUCGGCUGGGCGUACGAUCUGAAGUCCGUGUCGGACGAGCUGAUACGCAAGCGCGUGCUGCGCACCGGCGACGGUACGCACCAGUACAACGAGCAGGAGCUGCAGGCGCGCAUGGUCGACUACGUCAACCAGCUCGAUCACGAGUCGGAGCAGGCGGUGUGGGGCUGGGACGAUAAGGACAUGAACGAGCAGGACCGCCAGGAUGCCACCGUCAGAAAUAAGGCCGAUUAGUGCAAGCAAUGGAGGGAGAGGGAGAAGGGGAGAGAGGGGGGGGAGGGAUAUUGGGGAUUAGGAGAUAGAAGCUAGAGAGAAGCACAUUAUUGCACAACUUCAGGGCGAGAUGGAGGGCGGCGCACACACACACACGAUAAGGACAUACGCUCGAUGAGUGUUGGGCGUGUGCGUUUGUAUAGCACGGGAGAACCACAGGGACACAAAGCACACCACAGGGAGAUGGUGUUACGUUACGUUUAACUAUUUUUUGUUUUAACGCUUUCUAUCCUAUAUAUCUCUCUCUCUCUCCUUCUCUCUGUCUUGAGCACACACACACAUACAUUCCCUUUCUUUCUUAAUUGCUUGAGCGAUAAAAAACAUGAAUCGAUCUUGCAUUUAGAACAGUGCACUUGACACGGGCAAGUGUGAAUGCUUUCGAGCUUGGUUUUUGUUGUGAAAAGGGGCUGUGGGAGGCUGUGGAAGAUUUUUGCGGCAGGCCUAAACCUUUCCUAAAGGCAUCCUUUCUCUCCCCCGCCCUGAAUCAGUAAGAAACUGCUUUUGCGAUUUGCACCAAUGCGCGACAUUUGCGACAAGCGGAAGCGAAAGUGAACAGUGGGAAGAACUUAAACGAACAACCAAUGACAUGACGCCAGAAUCGGGUGGGCCAACGCGACGAAGAGAACGCACAGGGCACAGAGGGGCACAGAUCGCAACCGGGCAGAACGGGAGUGUUCGCGUUUAUUUAUUUGUCUAUCGCUAUCUUAGUAAUU